CUGACACUCCCAAUAAUCCAACAAAUCACAUUUGUCCAAAUUCGAAGUUUCUUUUUUCUUUCCUUUUGACUUAAUAUCAAAUUGUUUUUUUUCCCCCUAAUAUCGGGAAAUUCGAACGAGACCACAAAAUCCCGCUCCUCCUCCUCCUAUUUCAGCAACACACUCUCACCCUUCUCCAUUGGAGGUUGUCUCUCUCAAGCUCGCAAUUCGAUUUUUCUGAGCUAAGGCCGGUGGAGAUUUCCAAAUUAAAAAAAAAAGAACAGAAAAGAAGAAAUGAAUAGAGCUUCUUCAAGGCAUCCUAAAGCAAACAAAGAAACAAUCUCUACUUCGAAAAUCCAACAACAUAAUGUGAGAGUCACGAGAUCACGAGCUAAGGCCUUAGGAGCGUCGAUAUCUCCAUCUUUGAAACAGGAACCAAAGCUUGUCCCUAUAGCUACUAAAAAACGAAUGGCAUCAUCAGAUGUUACAGCCUUAAAUCAUAAGAGACGGGCGGUGCUCAAGGAUGUGACUAACACUUUGUCAGAAAAUAUUUGUACACAAGGCGAUGUUAAGGCUAGCAAGCGAGACCGAAGAGAGACGACGACUAAGCACAUUUUGGUAGAUGUGGAUGCUGAAAAAUCAAAACUAGCAGAAGAUUUGUCAAAGAUUAGGGUGGUUGAAUCCUUAGAUGCCUCUGCUCGAAUCUCCAAAGAUGGACAAGUUACUAAGCCAAAAGAAGAAGGAUCUCGUGUCAGAGAUUGUCUUCAGGUUGUAGAUAUAGAUUCCAAUGUCCAGGAUCCCCAGCUCUGUAGCUUAUAUGCUGCAAGUAUAUAUGACAGCAAUCAUGUUGCAGAGCUUGAACAAAGACCUUCAAGUAGCUACAUGGUGCAAGUGCAGCGAGAUAUCGACCCCAACAUGCGUGGGAUUCUGAUUGAUUGGCUUGUGGAGGUUUCUGAAGAGUACAGGCUGGCUUCAGAUACGCUUUACCUUACAGUGAACCUAAUUGAUCGGUUCCUGUCCCAUAAUUACAUCGAAAAGCAUAGGCUCCAGCUGCUUGGUGUCACUUGCAUGCUAAUAUCCUCCCACCGAAGAAAAUACGAAGAGAUUUGUCCACCGCGGUUAGAGGAGUUUUGCUUCAUUACAGACAACACAUACUCAAGACUAGAAGUACUGAGCAUGGAGAUUCAAGUCUUAAGCUUUCUCCACUUUCGGUUAUCAGUUCCUACCACCAAAACGUUUCUCAGGCGGUUCAUUCAAGCAGCUCAAGUUUCUGACAAGGUUCCCCACAUUGAGAUGGAGUGCUUAGCAAACUAUAUUGCAGAGCUGACUCUCGUGGAAUAUACUUUCCUACGGUUCCUGCCUUCUCUAGUUGCCGCUUCUGCUGUUUUUUUAGCAAGGUGGACGCUUGACCAGUCUAACCAUCCUUGGAACCCAACUCUGCAGCACUAUACCAGAUAUGAGACGGCCGCUCUAAAAAACACAGUUGUUGCAAUGGAGGAUUUGCAGCUUAACUCCAGUGGAAGCACCCUCAUUGCUAUAAGGAAUAAAUACAACCAAGAAAAGUUUAAAAGAGUGGCAACACUAACAUCUCCUGAGCGUGUCACAACACUCUUCUCAAGAUGAAACCGCGCACUGGGUCCUAGUUUCAGCAAUCAUUUUUGGUCUCUUCAGUUAUGGAAUAUAGUUUCGAUGUAAGCUGUCUGUCUAUGUUGCCUGUAACUGUUGUUCUAUAUAGUGUCACUUCCUGAUGCUUCCAGGCAGUGACAUGUCAUGGAAAAUUGUAAAACCAAACAUAAUUUUGUCCCCUUAAUAAUAAAGCAAGUAGUUCAAGC
Molecule: messenger RNA, 1811 nt
Organism: Thlaspi arvense
Lineage: Eukaryota; Viridiplantae; Streptophyta; Magnoliopsida; Brassicales; Brassicaceae
Source: the annotation of a GenBank genome assembly